Brassica napus (rape) is the source of this 1709-nucleotide messenger RNA. Its product is annotated as GTP-binding protein ERG. The record is from RefSeq and is a predicted model, not a curated record. The transcript has 8 exons. NCBI's taxonomy places the organism in Eukaryota, Viridiplantae, Streptophyta, Magnoliopsida, Brassicales, Brassicaceae. Gene Ontology annotation, biological process: ribosomal small subunit assembly. Bases 109 to 1374 code for a protein of 421 amino acids. Gene Ontology annotation, molecular function: GTP binding; rRNA binding; ribosomal small subunit binding.
UAAAACAACAGAGUUAUUCAAACUAGUAACAUAUACGUCCGAAUUGGCCACUUUCAUCCUCCGCAAAAACAAGUAAAAACCUCUAAAACCCUCCGACUCCUCUGAAAAAUGAAAGCUUUUAGAUCUCUACGAAUUCUAAUCUCCAUCUCACGAACGGAGACACCUUUCAGUAAAACCCAUCUUCCUCAGAACUUCACCCGCCGGUCUUACUCGGCGCAGGCGAAUCUAGACGAACCCACUUCCGUCAACGGAGACUCUGUUUUCGAUAGCAGUCAGUACUCAAUCGAAGACCCCGUGAAGAAGCCCAAACAACAACCCAAUUGGGAAAAAGGGUACAGAGAAAGAGUAGAGAGAGAGCUGUUCCCACAAGAGAAACAGAGUUCCGAAGAGAAGGAUCGGUCAAGGAUUCUCGCAAAGGCUCUCCUUGAGGCUGCUCUUGAGUCGGCUGAUGACGAACUCGGUGAUGGCGAGGUUCGAGAAGAAUACCAGAAGUCUCUUAACGUCGGAAUCAUCGGCCCACCAAACGCCGGCAAAUCUUCCCUCACUAACUUCAUGGUUGGAACAAAGGUUGCAGCUGCUUCACGGAAGACCAACACGACGACCCAUGAAGUGUUGGGAGUGUUGACAAAAGGGGAUACACAAGUUUGUUUCUUUGAUACUCCUGGUUUAAUGCUGAAGAAAAGCGGAUAUGGUUACAAAGACAUCAAGGCUCGUGUGCAAAAUGCUUGGACCUCCGUUGAUCUAUUUGAUGUCCUCAUUGUUAUGUUUGAUGUCCACAGGCAUCUCACCUGUCCGGAUUCAAGAGUUGUACGCUUGAUUACAUACAUGGGAGAGGAAGCAAAUCCGAAACAAAAGCGCAUUUUAUGUAUGAACAAAGUUGAUUUAGUUGAGAAGAAGAAAGAUCUGUUAAAGGUUGCUGAGGAGUUCCAAAAUCUCCCUGCAUAUGAAAGGUACUUCAUGAUAUCAGGACUAAAGGGAUCUGGAGUCAAAGAUCUCAGCCAAUAUUUAAUGGACCAGGCAGUAACAAAGCCAUGGGAGGAAGAUCCAUUCACAAUGAGUGAAGAAGUGAUGAAAAACAUCUCUCUUGAAGUUGUUAGGGAGAGAUUACUAGACCAUGUUCAUCAGGAAGUACCAUACGGGGUGGAGCACCGUCUAGUGGACUGGAGAGAGCAGCGAGACGGGUCUCUGAGGAUCGAACAGCAUCUCAUCACUCCUAAACUUAGCCAACGCAAGAUUCUUGUGGGGAAGAGCGGUUCCAAGAUCGGGAGGAUAGGAAUAGAGGCUAAUGAAGAACUCAGGAGAAUAAUGAAUCGUAAAGUUCAUCUCAUCCUCAAGGAAGUUGAAGUGUUGACUGAUCGUGUCCGAGAAGGCUAACCACCGGCGUAGUAAGUUGAGAAAUGAAUCUGUGAUCAUAAACUCCCCAGUGGAGAUACCUUCCUCGUCAUCCUAAUCCUCUGUUUUGGCUCCAUUAUUGACAAAAAAGAAAACUAUUUAUCAACGGUCAAGAUUCUUUUGGUGAAUUUAGGUCGCUGUGAUGAAAUCUAAAAUUAGCAGUAUGCUUUUUAUCGUUAGUUUUUAGGGGAAAAGUAAGUUUAACCCUAAUUCAUUAGUUAAUUACUAUACUUUAAUUAUAUUUUAAUUGCUAAUUUAAUUUAUGUAUCUGUUCUAACUCUUUUGAUAUCAAAAAAAUAAUUAUGAAAAUGCAAUUA